AUGGCAUUGCAAACUAUUCGGCGAGCGGUUCUGGGGCAGACUCGUCAGCCGCCCAACUAUCCAUCGAACCCGACUGACACCAUACUGCCUGUCUACUAUUUCGAUGACACGCCACUCUUGCGCAAUUGUGUGCAAUGCUGGACACUGAGAUUCAACGAGCCACUCGAUGCGGAAAUGCUGCGCUGCGCUCUCUCUGAUGUUCUUGAUCGACCAGGAUGGCGGAAGCUAGGAGGGCGUAUUCGCAUGAAUGGAAAAGGAAAGUUGGAAAUUCACAUUCCUCAGGAGUUUACUUCAGCACGUCCCGCACUCAAAUUUCACCAUGAAGAGUACAAAGUCGGCAUAGACGAGCAUCCUCUGGCUUCGAAGCUACCAAAGCCCACGCCAGACCGGCCAUCUAUCCAAGACAGGUCGGACUUUACAUCCUUGGGUGUCCCUCAAGGAACUCCACUCUGCCUCAAUGACUACCUCAAGUCUGAUCACCCUCAGUUGACCCUCCAUGUCGUGUCGUUCACAGAUGCGACUCUGGUCUCGAUCUGCUGGCCUCAUAUUGCUGUCGAUGCCAUGAGCCUCCGCGAGCUCGGCAUUGCUUGGAGUCUUGCACUGUCCGGUAGGGCUCCGGAGAUCUUACCUAUGUUAUCUUCAGGUGACGAUUCAAUGGGCCAGGCAGGAAACGACCCUGCUUUUACGAAGCCUUAUUCUCUCGUACAACACCAGGUUAAUGGCUGGCGGGUGUAUGUAUUUGUGCUUUUUUAUGUUUUCGAUUUGAUAUGGCGGCGGAAAAUGGAGAGUAAAACUAUCUUUUUGCCGCGAAAGAAUGUUAAACAGCUUCGCAACGAGGCUAUGGAAUCUGUCAAGGAGAACGGCUCAUCUCCAUUUAUCAGCGAGGGUGACACCAUAAGCUCUUGGCUUUCGAUAUUCGUGGCAUCAGCUCUCUUCCCGCGAGGUUCAAAACGACCAUUCACCAUUGGCAAUGCAUAUGAUCUGCGAGGACGCGCACCCUCUAUUUUUCCUGCCGGGAGUGAUCAGGGCGCAUAUGUACAAAAUGCGAUAUUCCCCUGCUGGACAAUUAUACCUGCAGAUUCUAUGCACCACCGCAAACCUAACAGCCUUGGCAACAUUGCUCUGGCACUUCGAACCACUAUUCAGCAACAAACAACAGAAGACUCGAUUCAUGCUCAAGCACGGCUUACUCGAGAGUCGCUGGACUUCGCUGGUAUACCGCCCAUAUUCGGAGAUGCCAACCUGUUCUACAUUCAGUUCACCAAUUGGUCGAAGUGCAAUUUCUUCGAAGCCGUCGACUUCUCAGCAGCGAUUACUGAAAACCCGAACUUUGUCACUGCCCAAAAGGCUUCAUCUUCCUGGCAAAAUUCUGACCUCACUCGAGGCCAUCCAGUCUACUACCAUUCCCUUGGUAUUAGUCCGAACAAUGCCCUGGGAAGAAACAUAUCCGUCAUUUCGAGAACACCCAAUGGUGAUUACUGGAUCGACGGAUGCUAUCCACCAGAGGUCUGGAAGGCAAUGGAAUCGAGGAUUGGAACACAUAGGGCUUGA
Messenger RNA from Fusarium sp. VM40, 1551 nucleotides. NCBI's taxonomy places the organism in Eukaryota, Fungi, Ascomycota, Sordariomycetes, Hypocreales, Nectriaceae. The record is from the annotation of a GenBank genome assembly.